AAAAGGAGAAGCUGACAUGGAGUGACCGCAUGCCUGGUUAUGCAGUGAACUUCGGACUGAUUUUAUUUAUGAUCAUGCUGGCGUUUUCAGCAGUGUUUGGUGUCAUCGUGUACCGAAUCACGACAGCUGCAGCCUUGUCCUUCAGCACAAAUGAAACAACCAGAUCCAAUGUUCGAGUGACCGUGACUGCCACUGCUGUUAUCAUUAACCUCGUGGUGGUCCUCAUCCUUGAUGAAAUUUAUGGAGCUGUGGCCAAAUGGCUGACAGAAAUUGAAAUACCAAAAACAGAGAAAAAUUUUGAGGAAAGACUGAUUUUGAAGGCAUUCCUACUGAAGUUUGUGAAUUCUUAUGCAUCAAUUUUUUAUGUUGCCUUUUUUAAAGGAAGAUUUGUUGGCCGUCCUGGUCGUUAUGUGUAUGUGUUUGAAGGUUAUAGGAUGGAAGAGUGUGCUCCAGGAGGGUGUCUGAUGGAACUCUGCAUUCAGCUGAGUAUCAUCAUGCUUGGAAAGCAACUGAUUCAAAAUAAUCUCUUUGAAAUUGGAAUCCCAAAGCUCAAGAAGCUGUUCAGGAAACUGAAGGAUGAAAGAACUGAGCUAAAGGAAAUGGACACCAACCAAUCAAAGGACCCUCAGCAAUGGGAUCUUGACUACAUCUUGGAACCUUUCACUGGACUGACUCCAGAAUACAUGGAAAUGAUUAUCCAAUUUGGCUUUGUCACACUCUUUGUUGCCUCCUUCCCUCUGGCCCCUGUCUUUGCUCUUCUGAACAACAUCAUUGAGGUUCGUCUUGAUGCAAAAAAAUUUGUUACUGAGCUGAGGAGGCCAGACACAGUGAGAGAAAAAGAUAUAGGUAUUUGGUAUAACAUCUUGAGUUGUAUUGGAAAGCUUUCAGUGAUGAUUAAUGCUUUUGUCAUUGCUGUCACCUCUGAUUUCAUCCCACGCCUUAUGUAUCAAUAUGCAUACAGCCAGAAUGGAACCAUGCAUGGCUUCAUCAAUCACACCCUCUCGUACUUCAAUGUCAGCCAGCUCAAGGCUGGGACACAGCCAGAAAACUCCUUGUUUGCACAGGAGGUUUCAUUCUGCAGGUUCAAAGACUACAGAGAACCACCUUGGUCUCCACAGCAGUAUGAGUUUUCUAAGCAGUACUGGGCGGUCUUAUCUGCUCGCUUGGCUUUUGUGAUUCUAUUUCAGAACUUGGUGAUGUUCCUCAGUGUUCUGGUUGACUGGAUGAUCCCUGACAUCCCCAAGGACAUCAGUGAACAGAUCAAAAAGGAGAAAACCGUGCUUGUUGACUUCUUUUUGAAGGAAGAGCAUGAAAAGCUGAAGCUGAUUGAAAGCUUUAUUGCGCGCGACAAGCGGAAGCACAAGAGUGGGACCAAAAGCAAAAGGGCCAGGGCUUCCAGCUUCUCCCAGUGUCACCACAGCCCCAAGGGCAGCUUCACCUCCUUCAGCUCACAGCACACAGUGGUGUGACUCCUGAGGGAAGGCAGCAGCCUGUGCUCACCUCUGCUUACUGCGUGAUGUGAUUCCAAACCUGGAACAAGCGAGGGAGAGACAAGGAACAGGGAGCAAAAGGAGUCUCUUUUGCUUCCUUAGAAUCUCCAGAUGUGAGGAUCUCUGUUACAAUUUAAAUGCCCUCUGGGAUGCAGCAUUUCCAGAUUUCAUCAGUGGGAUGAAAUAAAGGCUGUAUUGGGUUGUAGCUGGUUCUUGUGGUGCUGAUGUGUGUGAGUUGGGGAGGCACGCAGGAAUCCUCCUGGCAGGAAUUCUGGCAAUUAUCCCUCCUCCUGCAGAUGCCCUGCGGGGCACAGGGACACUCCUGCUUUAGUCUCUGUCCUUGGGAAGGUUGGACUGACUGUGGAGAAGGACUGACCAUGGAGAAGUGCACACACCUCAUGGUCUCAUUGGCUGUAGCUGCCAGCGGAAGGUUUGUAAACAUGUGGAAUCUCAAGGACUCUUUGUGCCUUCCUAACCUACACUGCCACAUGGUGCCACCUCUGGAGGGCAUGCAGGGCUCUGGGAGAUGUGUGAACAGAAGGAAUUUAAAUCACUGGGCACUUGCCUCUAUGGAUACAUCGUGCUUUGCUUGAUACAGCUGGAAUGCAUGUGCUGGUGAGCAGGGAGGCCAUCAGAAUGGCUGAAGCUGCCAGAACCAGAAAAGCUCCUUGGCACUCAUUGUCCUAAAGAGAAAACUAAAAACCAAACCUUGCAUGUUUGAUUCUCCUCUUAGACUUGGAAUCCAGACAGUGUCAAGAGGAAUCACGCCACUGAACCACCAGUGCAAAGCUGAGGAGUGAGAAUAGAAUCAAGCCCUGUAAAUCAUGUGGCAUCUCCAUGUAUGCUGCACAUAAACCAACAAAAAUUGCUGCUGUUGUGAUUUACUGUAAAGUAAAAUAUUUUGAAGAACUGCAUUUCAUUGGAAGAUAAACAUAUUCACUACCCAAGCUUUCACCUACAAGCAUUUAAGGAAUAACUUUAUUCUGUCAUGAAUGAAAAUUAAACUUUCUUAAAAAAUCUGUUUCUUUUCCUGAUGAUUUGUCAACCAGGCUUGAAAUUUAGAGUCUGGACAAAAGGUUUUCUUCUCAUUUUUUCUUCUCAACAAUACUUUCAAAACCAUAAAAAAAUACAAACCAAAAUAAGUACUCCAGUUUCAGGCAUUCUAUUCAGAUUGGUCUGUAACAACAUAAUCUGAUUUUAUAUAUUUCUGAGGCGUAAGAUUUUAUUAAUGUCUUAGAUAAAGAGAUUUUUCUCUGUGACAAAUUUUGGUAACAUAAUGAGAUAUGCAAAAAUAAUUUAUUUUUUUCAUUCAGUGUCCAGACUAAGGCACAUAAAAGUGGGAGAACUGUUUCAAUGAAAAAAAUUUUUUUUUGGAGUUUCAUUUUUAAAAUUUACUUUUGGGUUAUUUGUUCCUUCUGUAUAGAAAUGGAAUUUGAAAAGAUAAUGUCAUCUGGAAUAAAAUUGCAAAUUAUUAACUUAGUUGAAAAAAAAGUCAAUCCUCUCCAAAUAUUUUCCUCUUUUUCCUUGUCAAAACUCAUUGUUUUGUUUUGUUUUAACUUUAUUAGGAUUUUAAGAGUUUGGCUCCCUUAUGGAAGUCUGUGACAGGGCUGAGACGUAACCUUUGAUUUCCUCCCUCUAAGAUCAGCAUUUAAAUGAGGGAACGGUAUCUCCCCAAAAACAAAUUGUCUCAUUUUACUUUCAAAAGGCCAACAAAGCCCUGUUGGGGAUUCCAUGGUCUAAUGUAUUAAGAGAGUCAAUAUUAAUAACAUCUAUUCCCUCUUUUACACCAAGAGGAUGUUCUGCUGAUGCACAUGAGGAUUUGAAACUGUUGGGGCUUUGGAAGUGUCUGUGUUUGUUUUUUGUAACUCCAGUAUUUUGAAAUUCAAUCAAUUCUCUUCACUCCAAACAGCCUCUGGUGGGGAGAAAAUACGUUUCUAAACAGUAGAAAUAUCUUUUUUUUGCCAUAAUUCUUCCUCUCCUUUUUCCAGGAAUAUGGGAGGGCAUGCAGCAACAGAUUUAGAAAGGGAUUGCACACAGGUUGCACAGCACC
Messenger RNA from Parus major (Great Tit), 3540 nucleotides. Its product is annotated as anoctamin-2-like. Gene Ontology annotation, biological process: chloride transmembrane transport. Gene Ontology annotation, molecular function: chloride channel activity. Bases 30 to 1469 code for a protein of 479 amino acids. The record is from RefSeq and is a predicted model, not a curated record. Gene Ontology annotation, cellular component: plasma membrane. Lineage: Eukaryota; Metazoa; Chordata; Aves; Passeriformes; Paridae. The transcript has 11 exons.